Messenger RNA from Alternaria arborescens, 2253 nucleotides. Its product is annotated as putative acyltransferase. Gene Ontology annotation, cellular component: endoplasmic reticulum membrane. The transcript is spliced from 4 exons. The coding region runs from base 1 to 2253 and encodes 750 amino acids. The record is from RefSeq and is a predicted model, not a curated record. Gene Ontology annotation, molecular function: glycerol-3-phosphate O-acyltransferase activity; glycerone-phosphate O-acyltransferase activity. Gene Ontology annotation, biological process: phospholipid biosynthetic process. Lineage: Eukaryota; Fungi; Ascomycota; Dothideomycetes; Pleosporales; Pleosporaceae.
AUGGCGACUCAGAAGAGAGAUGCGAAGGGCAAGAAGCUCGCCGUCAUGAACAAAUAUGUCUACGACGCCUUCUUGUGGACGUUUUCUAUCCUGGUGGAGCUCUUCUUCCGAGAAGUGCAUCCCAGGAGUAGUUGGAAGGUGCCAAAGGAGGGACCUGUCAUUUUCGUGUGCGCCCCGCAUGCGAAUCAGUUUGUUGAUCCCCUCAUGUUAAUGCGAGUCGUCAAAAAAGAAUCCGACCGCCGAAUUCAGUUUCUGAUCGCCGAUAAGUCGAUGAAGCGCAAGUUUGUAGGCGCAAUGGCAGGUUUGACAGGUGUCGUGCCGGUAGGAAGAGCCAUGGAUAUGACGAAGCCUGCAGAGGGCAAAGUGUACCUCCCCGAUCCCAUCAACGAUCCAACCCUUGUUCGCGGUGUAGGCACCAACUUCGAAGACCCAAAGUUCCAAGUCGGCGGCUCGAUCGUAUUGCCCAAAGUAGAUAACAAGGCGGCGACCGCUGAGAUACUCGAGAUCAAAGGCCCCGAAGAGAUCAGAUUAAAGCGUGGCUUCAAGGGAGGUGUUGCCAUGCAGCAAAUGACUGGGCGAAAUGACAUGACCAAGGACGGCACAUUUGUUGGCGGAGCCGAUGCAAAGAAGGGUAUUGCUGAUGGUUAUGAGGGAACUCCCUUCCAGGUUGCGCCCAAGCUCGAUCAAACGGAGGUUUACGACGCGGUUCAUGCGGUUCUCCAUCACGGUGGAAGCAUCGGUAUCUUCCCUGAAGGUGGUAGCCAUGACCGCACAGAUCUCCUACCUCUGAAAGCUGGUGUUGCUAUUAUGGCGCUCGGUACAGUCGCAACGAAGCCAGACUGCAACUUGAACAUUAUUCCUGUCGGCAUGAACUACUUCCACGCUCAUAAGUUUCGAUCGAGGGCUGUCAUCGAGUUUGGUACGCCAAUCCACGUGCCACCCGAGCUAGCUCAGAAGUUUGAUGGACCUGGAAGACGUGAGGCCAUCGGCGAGAUGUUGGAGACCAUUCGCCAAGGACUCAUCUCUGUUACCGUUACGACACCAGAUUACGAUACUCUUAUGGUCAUUCAAGCUGUACGUCGCCUCUACAACUCCAAAGGCACCAAGCUCCCUCUUCCUAGAAUUGUCGAGCUUAAUCGCCGCCUUGUCCAAGGUUACGAACGAUACAAAGACGACCCUCGUAUUGUUGAGCUCAAGAAGGAGGUCACCACGUACAACGGCAAGCUUAAGGCGCUCGGCCUCCGGGAUCACCAAGUGCAGUACGCGAAGAUGCAUCCUAUCACGGCAUUCGGCCUGUUCUUUUAUCGUCUUGGAAAGCUUCUCUUCCUGAGUAUGCUCGUCCUUCCUGGAACGCUACUCUUUAGUUUGGUCUUUAUCGUCACUAAGGUCGUCUCGAUCAAGAAGGCGAAAGAGGCACUCGCCGCAUCGAACGUCAAGGUUCAAGCCAGAGAUGUCAUGGCCACAUGGAAGCUUCUCGUCGCCAUGGCUGCCGCACCAGCGGCCUACCUUUGGUACGUUUGCCUAGGACUCUAUUGGUAUUCCUACAACAAUUGCAACGGCUACCUCCCUGCCGGCAUCCAAAAGCGUUGGCUCAUUCUUCCUCAACUCGUUGUCUAUAUUACCCUCACAUACGGCGCUCUUCGAUUCGGUGAGGUCGCUAUGGACAUUUUGAAGUCACUGGGCCCCCUCUGGAAGAUGAUGAACCCCUUCUCCAACAGCGAACUCGUCAAGCUACAGGAGCGACGCGAGAAUCUAGCCCAGCGUGUGAAUGACAUUAUUAACGAACUCGGCCCGGAGAUGUACGAGGACUUCCACUCCAAGCGUAUCGUCGAGGAUCCUUUCGUCAAGCAGGAGCACGACCGUACACCACCGCAAAAGUCAGACGAGGACGCGAAGACAGAAGCAGGCCAAGACAUCGAGACAUACGAUUACCCUGCUUCACCUGGUUCCAUUAACGAGAUACCGCGCAACGAGUCGUUCCAUGAUCUUGCCAACCAAGACUUCUUUUCUAGUCGACCGCAGACGCCAAAGAAGAGCCGCAGCAGGAAUAGCAGCAGUGCGAACUUGAGCGGCUUCCAGCUCAAGCCUUUCAGUACCAUUGAUGGCAAUCUGGACGAGGUGAGGAGGAGGUUGACGGACGGUGUCAAGCAAAGGACAAGGAAGAGGAGGAGUAGCGGGGAAGGAAGCUGGGACGACGGUGAGGAUGGCGAAGAGUUGACCAUUGGCAGGAAAGACAGGUCGUAUACCAAGUAG